This is a messenger RNA of Suillus fuscotomentosus, 828 nucleotides long. RefSeq lists its product as uncharacterized. Bases 1 to 828 code for a protein of 275 amino acids. The record is from RefSeq and is a predicted model, not a curated record. The transcript has 5 exons. Lineage: Eukaryota; Fungi; Basidiomycota; Agaricomycetes; Boletales; Suillaceae.
AUGCUGUCACAUACUCGCAAGUCCUUAAGCUUUCAAUGCCUCCAAGGUCGAUGCAAAAAUGUUUUGAAGGCCAUCUUAGAUUCUAAUUUCAACUGUCCCAGUCAGCAUAAUAGGACCAGUAAGGUGUUUUCCAAUAUCUCUGCCAACAAAUAUGAGGCAAUUUCAAAAGUGGUUUUCGAGACUGAGCACAUAUACCCCAAACCAAGAUCUAUCCUCAUCGUCAAAAUGGCCCUUCCCCUCCAUGAAGUCAGUGUCACAUUCCUGGCAUCGGAAUUAUCUCUUCUUGGAGUAAUGAAGAAGUUGAAUGGUCGUCGCCAAGUCCAACAUGUCGCCCUAGGCGAGUGUGCUCUUUCACAAGAUGAAGACAUCCUCAGUGAGAAGUUCAAGCUAGAGGUUGUGUCCAACACUGAAGCAGACUUGGUCAUCAAGCUCAAAGUCGACGAAGGGGGUGACUAUGAAAGACCAGGACCUAACUCGGACGCCUAUAAACUCCUAGUCGCCACAAAAUUUAACCAUGACUCUAUGACCCUCGUACCUUCGGCCGAAUGUCACCUUCCGCUCAAUGAUUUCACCUAUCUCAUGGAUGUGUCGGCACCCUCCACAUCCGUCAUUGUCACUGGCCAUACGUGGUGCAACAUCAGCACUGUGCAUUUUCAGAUCUGGACACUAUUUCCGUCCAUUGACAUGGACAACACAAAUGACAUGAUGAAGAGAGGCCUAGCCAGGAUGCGUGACCGCCUUGCUACUCUUCUUCAAGCAUCAGAUCCUCAGUUUGACGUCAGUCUCAUCACGCAGCACGAUCCUACAUUUCCUAUCAAACUCAACUGA